Molecule: messenger RNA, 4926 nt
Organism: Heterocephalus glaber (naked mole-rat)
Lineage: Eukaryota; Metazoa; Chordata; Mammalia; Rodentia; Bathyergidae
Gene: Slc31a2
Product: solute carrier family 31 member 2
Biological process (GO): copper ion transmembrane transport
Cellular component (GO): membrane
Molecular function (GO): copper ion transmembrane transporter activity
Source: RefSeq, a predicted model, not a curated record
UGUGAUUCUUUAACAGUCCCAGCUACUUCCUAUCCUCCCGAAUCAGAAAGUAGCGUGUGUAUGACUGACACUUUUUCUUGUUGGGGUUCACCGGGGCCGGAAAGAAUGACAUUUUAGAAGAGCCUCGUGUCUGGAGAAAUCCUAACACUUUCUUCACCCCAUGAAGAAUGCUGAAAACUCUGACAGGAAACCUAUGCAAUUCGUAGUCAACCGCCCACCCUACCACCUAUCUGUCCUCCAAAAGGGGAAAUAGAUGGGAAAGUUCCCCAAGCCAGUCAGCAGCAACACAGGUACCUUAAAUCCCCUUCUGCAGUCUUUGGUUAAUAAACGAGGGAGCUUUUCUCAGUGUUAAGUAACUCCGCAAGAGAAAAUAAGGAAGAAAACAAGUCCCACGGAUUGCUCCCUGUUCCCCAAGGUCCUUCUCCACCCAGGGCGUGGUCUUGAGGACGGGCAAAUUAAACUGCUAGAGCCCAGAUUCGUCCCAAGUGGGAAAACAAGAUUGAAGACCUACACCGUGUUUAUCUGACCACAAAACCCUUUAACUGAAAACUGCAGCAUGGAGCACACAAGUCAGUGUACAGAUUUGAAUCCCUUUUCUUGAGCAAGCAAGAGUGGAGAAGGCCAAACAGCCUGUGAGUUUCUGUUCCUCCUGGGCUUCCAACUUCCAAGACAAGUAUAGAACCUAUGCUCUCUGCACUUCCAGUUCUGAACCCACUAUACAGCCCUUUGUCAUUCCAGUUGCCUUCUGCUGCUACUUCUUCAGAACUGAUCACCACCUGUACCCCUAUCCCCUGUCCUCAGUUAGGUAUCUCCCAGGUGGCUUUAUCUCCCACCUCCUGGUCCCUCCAGGUCUCCACUGUGCCUCCCUGUCCGUGACAACUUACACCUGGUUGUAAUUAUCUGGUCACUUCCCUGUCUCCCCUUCUAGACACUUAGUUCCAUGAGGAUCUAGGAUUUUUCUCAUCCCAAUCUAUCUAUACCUUUAGGGACUGCACAUCCGUAGCACAACAAAAGGAAAUGUUUGUUGAAUGACUUUUACUAUCUGUACAUGUUCCAGUCCACUGCAAAAAGUAUGGGGUUGUUUUGAGCUCCACAGGUAGCUGGUCCAGGCCCAAGGAUGAUAGAAGAAACCCAGUUAUGGAAAGUCCCUGGGUGAUUAAUUAGCCACUGGAGGCAUUCCAUUCAUGCCAGCUGCUUUACCAACUGGAUUCAAAGACAGGGUCAUGGGCAAGAUUCUUCACCUGGCAGGGAUGGUGCCAGAGGCUUCUGCUGAAGCCAAAUGAGUUCAAUGCAAGUGUAAAUGAAGUUUUAUAGGAUUACUUCUAUCUGUUCAUUUUUGCAUGUUACUGUUUUCUGAACAUUUUCCCAUGUUAACAGAUACACUUUGAAAUUCUGACAGGAGGUAUCUCUGGAUAGUAGAUCUCAAAAUGAGUUUUACCUUCUAUUUGGUACUAUUUCAGCUUUCUGUACUGAGCAAGUCCCACUUCAUAUUAGGGGGAUAAAAAAACUACCUUUAUUUUUAAAUUUUUUAACAUAAUUUAAAAGUAAUUGCUAAGAUUUCCAUUUGGAAUCUAUCACAUAAUUUACCUAACCAGUCCCUACUAAGCAGCAGGAGAGGAUCAUGGCUCAGAUGAACCAUGAGGCUCCACAGACACCUGCCCCAGGAACAGCCCGAGUGCUUGUAGAGUGCAUUUAGGUUUGAGAACCAGCACAGGCUUUCCAGAAGGAUCUAUGGAUAUGGUGCCUGAUCUCUGAGUGAUCUUGGGCAGGUAAGUGGGCCUUUCUGUGCCUUGUCAAUUUAAAGGAGUUAGUAAUAGUAAGUGGUACCAGAGAGGUCAGGGGAGUGAUGCAGAUAGAGGACAGAAGGCAACAGUGCAGGUCCAUGCAGGACAGAAUUCAUGCAACUGCAUGGCUGGUCUGUUCCAUCACAUGGUUUUACAUUCCCUCUUUGUCCUGCAGAUACAGAGAGCUCGGCACCUGUGUAGGCACAGGCAGGGUAAUAAAUCAGACCUCUUUCAAAUCUGAAAAGCAUGUUUGCCAAGUACAGCCAGCUGUUUCCAGGUCUCUAGCAGACUCAAAGCUGGAGUGUCCAGAACUGAACACAAGGAUUGAGACAUGCAUGGAUGACAGCAGAGGAAGCUGUUAAACAUUAUUUUGCCCAGUUCCACUCUUUCCCAAAUUUGACCACAGAAUCCAUUUUUCAGGGCAUUUCUUAACAUCCUGGGGUUUUCAUGGAACCCUUUUGAGAAAUACCCCCUCCAGAUUCUUCAGGUAUGGGAAAGAGGUCAACUUGACCAUCUCACUUUAUGUGGAUAGUUUUACAGUGCUUUCUUCCAACUUCCUUCAGAAGGUAUAGACGCCUGAGAGAGGCCUUGAUGAAUAGAUCUGGUUUGUUCUAAAUCCUAGAUUCAGUCUACUAUUUUUUACUGUCUCUUUUGAUCUUCAAUUUUGAGAGGGGAAGAGGUGGACAGGGCUAGAACACGUAUGGCUUAUGGUCUAGGACUGUUGCCUAUGAACAGAAGCUUGUGGCUUUGGUGUCCAAGAGGCCAUGGAACAUCCACAUGGCAGUUUCCAGACAAAAUGGCAGCUCUUCUAGUCUGUCUGUCCUUCUGCCCACCCACUGAAGAUUGCCUCAGCCUGAAGUCCCGUUCCCUGAGUUGAGAAGAGAUGGCCCCCACAACUUUCCUUAAAGCCUAUACUGUCUCUCCAGGUCCUCCCCUCUUGAACACAAAUUGAGAGCAGCUAAGCAUCUUGUGAAGUCAUGGACAGAACCCUUUCCCUCUCUGCACCCCCCCCCCAUCCCCAUCUAUUAAUGAGAGAGGAUAGAGGGGGUAGGAGUUAGGCCAGAUCAGUGUUUUUCAAUCUGAGUUUCUACAAAGUUCAGGCCUCUCUCCCCUCUUCACUCAGAGCUUUGACCAUUGCUUUUACCUUUAGUCUUUCCUAGAAGGCCAUGAACUUAUCCAGGGACACAGACAUUAACCCUUCUUAAUGCUGAGCACAGGACUGGGCUCUGCCAGUGUUUCGUGAAUGAGUGGACAGAUGUGUACAGAUCAAAGACAGCUGCCUUUGGGCCCUUCCAAGACAUACUCUGCUGAACUGCCUGUACUCACCAGGACAAAAAAGACUCUGUGCUCCCUGGGAAGCCUUCCCUGGAGCUGAGCAGAAGGGCUGGGCUAGGGAAGAAGCUUCUGGAGAGCACUAGGAACCAGGAUUUCCACUGCCUGAAGCACCCUGUGAUACAGAUUUCCUUCUUUCAGAUGCAUUUCGUCUUCUCAGAUAAGGUCAUGCUUCUGUUUGACUUCUGGAGUGUUCACAGUCCUGCAGGCAUCGCCCUCUCAGUGUUGGUAGUCCUGCUCUUGGCUAUAUUGUACGAAGGCAUCAAGGUUGGCAAAGCCAAGCUCCUCUACCACACUCUGUCGAGCUUGCACACCCCCGCCAGCCAGGAGCACAUCUUGGAGAGAGAGCGGGAUUCUGUGGAUUCAGACUCACUCUUAGUCAGCAGAACCCCCCUCAGGUGGCUUUUGUGUCAUUUUGGCCAGUCUCUAGUCCAUGUUAUUCAAGUGGUCAUUGGCUACUUCAUGAUGCUGGCUGUGAUGUCCUACAAUGCCUGGAUUUUCCUUGGUGUGGUUUUGGGCUCAGCUGUGGGCUACUACCUAAUGUACCCACUUCUCGGCAAGAUUUAACUGGCAGAUGAUGAGCAGGCCUUGAGGGCUGGAGGGAGCCAGAGUCCCUCUUCCAGACAUCAUACUUCCCACUGCUUUUUCUCCUGGUGGUUGUUCCUUGCCUGCCCAGCUCCCGGCAACUUUGGGCAAAAGCCAGCACUCCCUCCCUGGAGUUCAGAGGGCACUGCAGCUGCUCCCUCCUCAGCCAGCUGAGCAGGCCUGAGCUUAGUGUGGCACCUUAAAAAGGCUGCUAUGACCAGGGGGCAGAUGAAGCAGCUAAAGCCUGUGAUGGAUGACACAGUGCUGUGACUCAAACUUAAGAAUUUUCAAAGAUCUUCAGGACAGGGAGAUGGGCUCUGGGUGACCAUGGCCAUGAAACCUGGAUACCCUGCUGCCUGCUCUGUGCCUUAUCCCUAGGAACAUCCUCCGCUGAGCUGUCUGUGGGGGACAGAGACCACGCUAGCUCCUUUUUCUCACCUUUCUGCCUUUGAACACAUGAAGAUUGUUUCUUCAGUGGAUCAUGUGGACCAAGAUUUUUCAUUUUCCCAUUGGACUCCUGGUUGGCAAUUUUGCACAUUCAUACAAAACAAAAUUUUUAAUGAAAUGAUUAUAUUUUAUACUUGAUGGAUGGCAACACCUGCUGAGACCUGUCUCGCUUUCUUGAGGGGAGAAUAAGCACCGAUUCAAGGCAGACUGGGGAGUUAGAAAGGCUCUGGCUUGUGGUCUGGAUAGAAUGAGCUCCUGCCAUCAGAUGGCACUGCCUGCAGGGGUAGGUCACUCUUGUGGCCAAUGUGUCUGGGGUAGGUCAUGGCCGUCAUGCUGCUCCCCACCCAGAUACUCUCUUAUACAGAACAGAGAACUGCAUUUAAUACUGUUCAGUGCUUAAGUGCUCUUUUUUUUUGGUACUGGGGAUCAAACUCAGGACCUUGCGCUUUCGAGGCAGGCACACUGCCACUGAGCUAAAUCCCCGGCUCCAGUGUUCUUUAUUUAUUACUUACUGCUCACUGAUUAAGCCAUGGUGGUGGGGUAUGGACUGGGGAAGCAGGAAGCAGUCAAACCAAAGCCGGUACCCUUUUAGAGUUAGAUGGACUCUGGAUAUUUGAACUUCUUCACUUUACAGAAAAGGGAAAGACUCAAGGAGAGAAAACUGCUACUGUAUACUGUAAUAUCUAUGCUCAAGGACCUCAUGGGCUAGAUGAAAAGAUGCUCUUAAGCUUUGGGAGUUAAAACAUACAUUUUAAUAAAUAUAUAUUUUUGAACAGUC